Hemicordylus capensis (graceful crag lizard) is the source of this 3998-nucleotide messenger RNA. RefSeq names its product zinc finger and SCAN domain-containing protein 2-like. The transcript is spliced from 3 exons. Gene Ontology annotation, biological process: regulation of transcription by RNA polymerase II. The record is from RefSeq and is a predicted model, not a curated record. NCBI's taxonomy places the organism in Eukaryota, Metazoa, Chordata, Lepidosauria, Squamata, Cordylidae. Bases 454 to 1659 code for a protein of 401 amino acids. Gene Ontology annotation, molecular function: DNA-binding transcription factor activity, RNA polymerase II-specific; RNA polymerase II cis-regulatory region sequence-specific DNA binding.
GCUGCCCGCUCGGAGCCCGAACCGAGGGAGGCCGGAGUGCCGGUCCUGCUCUUCAUCCCUGCCGGGCUGUGCCCCCCCUCGCCCAGGGGCUUCUUUGAGUCCUAAGCAGGGUGCAAGAGGCCGGCGCUGCAUGAAGGGCUGCACGUGUUCUUACACACAGACACACACGGAUCACGUGCCAGCCUGAAGGACUCCUUCCUGGCUGCUGAGUGCUUGGGAGAAAGAGCCAGGUAAAUGUUGGGAGAGGAAGAAGGAUAGAAACCCAGCGGAGGGAGCUGCAAGACGGAAAAAAAGGAAACAAGAGAGUCUAAAAACUGGAGAAAAAUGGAAUAACAGGAAUGAAUCACCUGUUUUUCAGCAUGUAAUCCAGCAAAUAUUACAGCAAGCAGGAGAAAGAAACCUGUGUGUAGGAAAAACUUCUCUUCUGAAACCAGCUUUCAGAUUUAGAGGGAAAUGAAUGCAAGGAAGAAACCACAUAAAUGCCUGGACUGUGGAAAGAGCUUCAGCCAGAGAGCACAUCUUACUGUACACCAUAGAAUCCACACUGGGGAGAAACCCCAUCAAUGCCUGGAGUGUGGAAAGAGCUUCAGCCAGAGUGGACAACUUAAUAGACACCAUAGAACGCACACUGGGGAAAAACCACAUAAAUGCCUGGAGUGUGGAAAGAGCUUCAGCACAAGUGGAGACCUUAAUAUACACCAUAGAACCCACACUGGGGAGAAACCACAUAAAUGCCUGGAGUGUGGAAAGAGCUUCAGCAUGAGUGGAAAUCUUCAUAGACACCAUAGAACCCACACUGGGGAGAAACCACAUAAAUGCCAGGAGUGCGGAAGGAGCUUCAGCACGAGUGGAGACCUUAAUACACACCAUAGAACGCACACUGGGGAGAAACCCCAUCAAUGCCUGGAAUGUGGAAAGAGCUUCACCACAAGUGGAGCUCUUAAUAUACACCAUAGAACGCACACUGGGGAGAAACCACAUAAAUGCCUGGAGUGUGGAAAGAGUUUCACCAGCAGUCGAACUCUUACUGAACACAAUAGAACGCACACUGGGGAGCAACCACAUAAAUGCCUGGAGUGUGGAAAGAGCUUCAGCAUGAGUGGAAAUCUUUAUAGACACCAUCGAACCCACACUGGGGAGAAACCACAUAAAUGCCUGGAGUGCGGAAAGAGCUUCAGCAUGAGUGGAAAUCUUUAUAGACACCAUAGAACCCACACUGGGGAGAAACCACAUAAAUGCCUGGAGUGUGGAAAGAGCUUCAGCACGAGUGGAGACCUUAAUACACACCAUAGAACGCACUCUGGGGAGAAACCACAUAAAUGCCUGGAGUGCGGAAAGAGCUUCAGCAUGAGUGGAGACCUUAAUAUACACCAUAGAACCCACACUGGGGAGAAACCACAUAAAUGCCUGGAGUGUGGAAAGAGCUUCAGCAGGAGUGGAAAUCUUUAUAGACACCAUAGAACCCACACUGGGGAGAAACCACAUAAAUGCCUGGAGUGCGGAAAGAGCUUCAGCACGAGUGGACAUCUUAAUACACACCAUAGAACGCACACUGGGGAGAAACCACAUAAAUGCCUGGAGUGUGGAAAGAGCUUCACCUCUCGUGGAGCUCUUACUGUACACCAUAGAACCCACACUGGGGAGAAACCGCAUAAAUGACUGUAGUGUGGAAAGAGCUUCACCUCUAGUGGAGCUCUUUUUUUUUUCCCUUUCAAAUUUUUAUUAACUUUUAACAAUAACAGUCAUAAUAAACACAAUUGCAAAUUGACUUCCCGCACACCUUUUUUCGUGAUAACAACUAUAAAUUUUACCCUUAUUAUAGUAUUAAUUAAAAAAAACACAAAUUUAAACCUUCCACCACCAUUAAUCUACCCAACCUGCAUUUCAGAUUUCAAAUCCAGUUGUAAGAUCCAUAGUAGGAAUUCUUUAAGUACAACAAAAAUAAUUUCCAACCUUUUUUAAAACAUUCUCAGUUUUAGUCUCUUAUCAGUAUUAUAAAUUUUGCCAUCUCCACUUAUUCCAAAAUUUUUAUCAACCAAUCUUCUUUUAAAGGCAGUUCACUGCUUUUCCAUUUCUAUAUAUAUAUAUAUAUAUAUACACAUCAAUGCCAUUUUUUUUGUUAUCAAAUAUCAUCUAUACAUUAUUUUAUAAUAAUUUCCUUUUAGAGCAUAAGAUACAGUGAAUUUUAAAUCAGUUUUCCAUAAUUUUUCCCAGGUUACCGUUUCUAUAUUGCAUCCCACAUCUUGAGCCCACUUUUUCAUAAACGUUUUAACCACUUCCUCUCUUGUCUCCUCCAAAAGUAACACUUUAUACAUUUAGAAACUAAUUGUCAGAACUUAAAAUCUAAUCAUCAAAUCCAACUUAAAAAUCUAAAUAAUUAUAAAAUUCAGCUUUGUUUUCAUUAGGGGCAUAAGUUCCUAUUAUCACCAUUUUAAUUCCAAAUAUUUGAAUUUCCAGUGCUAAUAACCUAUCUUCCUCAUCUUUGAAAAUCAAUUUAGAUUCAAAUUAUUAUUCGACAUAAAAUACUACCCCCCCUUUUUUUUCUUGUCUAGGUAAACAAAUCCUUGUCCAAAAGCCUUAUUAACUAAAAAAAAUUUCUCUUGCUUUCAAAUAUAUGUCUUCUACAAACACACAAUGUCCAAAUUUUGUUUCUUAAAAGAAUGAAAGAGUCUGUUUUGUUUUGUUUUUUGUAUUUAACCCAUUAAUGUUCCAAGAGAGAGUCCUCUAAUCUCUAUUUAGCCAUUUGGUCUAAUUUGAAUUAUGUGUUGAAGGAGCUGGAUGUUCAAAAGAUGAGUUUGGUUUUUUUAAAAAUAUAUUUCCACCAGAAUUCUUGCACUUUAAGGAGCUCCGUAAAUCUGUUCUUCUUAGCCUUAUAAAAAAAAGAAACUCCCUCCAAUAAUUCCCCCCUGAAGUAUAUUCCAUUGGGAUUCAAAACAUUUGUCAAAAAUUUGUAAUCCUUAGUUUUUCUUGGAAUUCUGGCUGGUAUUUCUUUCAUUAAGCAAAGAACUGCCUCAAUCUGUAACUUCACCUCUUCAGCUGAGAUUCCCAAAAGUAAUACAAGCUCCUCCACCUGCAAUUUUUUGAUGUUUUGGCCAACUCUUUCUGAAAUACCUCUGAACCUUGAAGAUCUCUCUUUUUGUCUAAAUUCCAACAAUGCCAUUUGAUCCAAUAAAUUGUCCUUGUCGUCCUUCGUGACCCCACUUCAUUCUCCAAGGUGUCCUCCCUUGUUUUAAAUUCUUUAUUAUCUUGUGUUGAUAUCUUAACUGUUUCUUCAAUACUUGAUGUUUUAUCAUAUAAUGUCCGUGUGUCUUGUUUAAUUUGUUGCAAAUUUUGUUUCACUUGAAGCAUAUCAGAAGUAACUUGUUGGAGAGCAUUAGCAUUUGACUGAAGUAUUUUUUUCAUCUCCAUCAGUAUUUGAUUCAAAUAUGCAGACAUUAUGGCUUCCCCCACACUUACACUUAGAAGGGAAGAUUUCCUAGACUAUAAGUAUAUCUAGCUUUAGUGUUGGUUUUUCCCCAUUAUGUUCCUUUCUUUCUUGUUCUUCCCCCCCCCCCUUUCUUAGAGGAGAAAGAAACUCCCCUUUCUUAGAGGAGAGAGAAAGGAGUAGAGCACUUUCACAGCAGGGUUUACUGUCCUUGAUCUCCAAAGAGAAAGUAGAAGCCUGUAGUUAUUUUCCAAAUAUAAACAGUUCUACACCACAACUCACAUAUCUUAUCACUGGCAGAUCAAUUUUCUCACGGUAAUGUGAAACGCCUUUUUGCCGUAAUUAGCUGUUAUUGGCUGGAUUAAUGAUAGACAGCUUCAGUGGCAAACAGCAAAUCUCCUCUUCCAUAAACUCUUCAAACAACAAUUACCAACAGCUUAAGUCUCCAGUCUUAAUAGUUAAUAAACAGAAGAAGAAGAAAAAGGAAAGUCCUUUUUUAAAUGGUAAUCCAAAAGAGAACUUACAGGCUUAUCUGUAAUGACUUUCCCAGAAACGCAGGAGGAUUUACAACCGU